Molecule: messenger RNA, 845 nt
Organism: Lolium perenne
Lineage: Eukaryota; Viridiplantae; Streptophyta; Magnoliopsida; Poales; Poaceae
Source: RefSeq, a predicted model, not a curated record
AUGUCGUUAACGCACCCCAACCGUUGUGUCUUCCUCAAUGGAAAUUGCAGGCGGCAUCCACCUAAUUGCAUGUUCCAGAUAUUCUCGUUGAAGCUGGCUAAGGCUCCUGUUGAUGGCGGGUUGGUGCAGUUGUACGGAUACAUCGCAGUGCGGGAUAAUUUGGAUCCUUUGCUUAAUUAUGUCGUCAGUGUUAGCAGGGAUGAUCCCAUCAUCUUGGAGCAGGGCUCUUCUAUCAAGAUGGCUGGCCCUAAGCGAGGGAUAGAUUUGUGUGGCAAUAUUCUAAUUGAAUAUGACAUGAAGAUCAAGACAGAUGGACAAGAAAAACAUGAUCUACAAGUCAUCGAUGGUGCAUCAUUAAUACGCUUCAAAGACAUGCAGAAUUGUCAAGUGAUCACGAAUCGAAUCGGUGGAGAUUGUGGUGCAAUUGACAUAACUGCCUCAGGUCUUGAAGAUGCAGUUGAGGCAACUAUAGAAAUUCUCCUAUCAGAAGUGCGAACUGGUUUCAACUUGUGUCUGUCAUGCUUUCCGAGUGAGUUGAAACAAGAAAUCCAGAUCUUCGAUGGUGCAGUUAGUGAGCGCGGCUUAAAGAGCUCGGUGGUUGCUGUAGUUAUAGGUUCUUUUUUGAGCUUCAAGUUCAAGGUGGACUCGGAGUCAUCUGGUUCCAUCGAACGGCAGUGUUCCUUCAGGGCGAACAAUCAUGGCGUUUCAACUCAAAAUAUAAAGACUGAUAUUGCAUUGAUCUCAGCGAAAGUCACUUGGUCGGCUUUGCCUCAGGGACACUGAACUUACACCAGCGGUCCAAGACUUGAAGUUAGAUGUUAGUAGUAGACUUAUGGCUUCCUAAA